AGCGUAAUUUCUGUGAGGCCAAGGAGAGCUGAGAGUAUAUAAAAGGACUGUAGUUGGGUGCAGAGGAGCAGCGCCCAGGGCACAGAGCACACCCAAAGUCUCUGAAGAGGCCUGCUCUCUCGCCACCUGCUCUGCUACACACGGCAGUUAUUCAGAAGGCAGUAAAAAUGAAGAGCAUUUACUUUGUGGCCGGAUUGCUCAUAAUGCUGGUCCAUGGCAGCUGGCAACGCUCUCUUCAAGAAACAGAGGAGAAAAUCAGGUCAUUCUCAGCUCCCCAGACAAACCUGCCUGAUGACACGGAUCUGAUGACUGAAGAUAAGCGCCAUUCCCAGGGCACCUUCACCAGUGACUACAGCAAGUACCUGGACUCCCGACGCGCUCAAGAUUUUGUGCAGUGGUUGAUGAACACCAAGAGGAACAGGAAUAACAUUGCCAAACGCCACGAUGAGUUUGAGAGACAUGCUGAAGGGACCUUUACCAGUGAUGUAAGUUCCUAUCUGGAAGGCCAGGCUGCCAAGGAAUUCAUUGCUUGGCUGGUGAAAGGCCGAGGGAGGCGAGAUUUUCCAGAAGAAGUGACCAUUGUUGAAGAGCUACGCCGUAGACAUGCUGACGGCUCCUUCUCAGAUGAGAUGAACGCGAUUCUUGAUAGUCUGGCCACAAGGGACUUUAUAAACUGGUUGCUUCAGACCAAAAUCACUGACAGGAAGUGAAUCCAUCACUAGUCAAGAUCAUUAUUACAACAGCACCUGCCAGCCACUUGGAAUGUUUGAAUUUUUAAGUUCUAUAAAUUCAAGAGGUGUAUUCUGAAGCCAUAUUGCUUUGCAUGCCAAUAAGUAUAUUUUCUUUUAGCAUUGGGUAGCCAAAAGAUAGUAAAUGAAAAAUCUAUUCUUAGAAUAUUGCUACAAUGUCAAGGCCAUCUUUACAACAGCAUCCGCCACCCACUUGGAAUGUUUGAAAUUUUAAGUUCUGUAAAUUCAAGAGGUGUAUUCUGAAGCCAUAUUGCUUUGCAUGCCAAUAAAUACAUUUUCUUUUAGCACUGGGUAGCCAAAAGAUAGUAAAUGAAAUAAUCCAUUCUCAAAAUAUUACUACAAUAUCAAUCUGAAACUGUUUUAUCCUCUUAUUUUCUUACUUUGGAUUACAUAUUCAACCUGUUUAUAGCUAGCAUUCAAAUUAUUUUUCUAUGAUAUAAUUUGUAAACAUAAAUUAUUAUAAUCUUGAUGUGUCUGCUUUACAUUGGUAGAAGGGAAAAAUUGGUAGCCACAGUGGAAAAACUGGAAAAAGAAUAUCCUUCUUGAAACCUUUGCUACAGAAA
Ochotona princeps (American pika) is the source of this 1312-nucleotide messenger RNA. It is a transcript of the gene GCG, whose product is annotated as glucagon. The record is from RefSeq and is a predicted model, not a curated record. NCBI's taxonomy places the organism in Eukaryota, Metazoa, Chordata, Mammalia, Lagomorpha, Ochotonidae. Gene Ontology annotation, biological process: positive regulation of insulin secretion involved in cellular response to glucose stimulus; adenylate cyclase-modulating G protein-coupled receptor signaling pathway; negative regulation of apoptotic process. Gene Ontology annotation, molecular function: glucagon receptor binding; hormone activity. The transcript is spliced from 6 exons. Gene Ontology annotation, cellular component: extracellular region. The coding region runs from base 168 to 710 and encodes 180 amino acids.